AUGGUCACCCGCUCUGCCGUCCCGCUCCUGGUGGCGGGCAUGCUCCUCACCGGCAUCAGCAACUCGCUCCUCAACAAGUGGCAAGACAUGCAGUGCGUCGGAAACUGCGACGCCACCGACCCAAAGCAGCGCAUCGAGUUCUCCCAGCCCGUCUGGCAGACGCUCCAGAUGUUCCUCGGAGAAUGCCUCUGCCUCCUCCCCGUCCUCGCACGCCUCGCAUACUCCCGCUACCACGCAUCCAGGGACGCCGCGCUCAAAAAGCCCCUCCUCCUCCACUACCCGCCCGACUCGGGCAUCGUCGUCCAGGGCGACAACGACUCGCCCACCUCGCGCCUCAAUGCCGACUCGUCGGCCGCCUCCUACGAUGCCACCCGCUCCUACGUCCACUCGGGCGCCACCCACGCUCCGGCCGAGCCUGCAACCGUGGCCGUGCCCCCGCCCGAGAUCGCCGCCAGAGCGCUCCAGCCGGGCGAGGCCGACGAGUCGGCCAUCCACGACGACCUCGUCCCCGCCGACCACGCCGGGGAGGACCUCUCCGGCCGCGCCAUCUUCCUCUUCUUCAUGCCCGCCUUCUGCGACAUCUGCGGCACCACCCUGAUGAACGUCGGCCUCCUCUUCACGCCCGUCAGCAUCUACCAGAUGACGCGCGGCGCCCUCGUCCUCUGGGUCGGCGUCUUCAGUGUCAUCUUCCUCCGCAGGCACCUCUUCCUUUUCCAGUGGCUCAGCCUGGUCACCGUCAUGCUCGGCGUCUGCGUCGUCGGCAUGAGCGGCACCCUCUUUUCGUCGUCGGAGCCCAAGGUCGAGUCCGAGGACGAGCUGCCCGAGGCGGCCCAGACGCUCCUCGGCGUCCUCCUCAUCCUCUUCGCCCAGCUCUUCACCGCGUCGCAAUUUGUGCUCGAGGAAAGGAUCAUGUCGCGCUACGCCGUCGAGCCCCUGCUCGCCGUCGGGUAUGAGGGCAUCUUUGGCACCCUGACGACGCUGGUGGCCAUGCCGUUCCUGCACUACUUUAUCGGGCGCACCCCCGAGGGCCGCGGAGGCUACUUUGACAUGGCGGCUGGCUGGCACCAGAUCAUUCACGUUCCCGCCGUCUUCUACAGCUCGAUCGCCAUCGCCUUUUCCAUUGCCUUUUUCAACUUUUUCGGCCUGAGCGUCACCCGCACCGUCAGCGCCACGGCGAGGAGCACCAUCGACACCUGCAGGACACUCGGCAUCUGGAUCGUCUCGCUCGUCCUGGGCUGGGAGGUCUUCCGACCGCUAAGCGGCGGCCUCCAGGUCGUUGGAUUUGGCCUGCUUGUCUACGGCACCUUCCUGUUCAACGGCAUCGUCAGCCCGCCCGCCGCCUGCGUCACCCACCCGCGCGGUUACGAGCCGGCUCCCGUCGACGACGCCGACGAGGUCGACGGUGCGCCUUCCCGACGCUGA
Molecule: messenger RNA, 1422 nt
Organism: Pseudozyma flocculosa PF-1
Lineage: Eukaryota; Fungi; Basidiomycota; Ustilaginomycetes; Ustilaginales; Ustilaginaceae
Exons: 2
Coding region: 1-1422 (473 amino acids)
Biological process (GO): pyrimidine nucleotide-sugar transmembrane transport
Cellular component (GO): Golgi membrane; intracellular membrane-bounded organelle
Molecular function (GO): pyrimidine nucleotide-sugar transmembrane transporter activity
Source: RefSeq, a predicted model, not a curated record